Manduca sexta (tobacco hornworm) is the source of this 2100-nucleotide messenger RNA. RefSeq names its product charged multivesicular body protein 2a (gene Vps2). Bases 282 to 971 code for a protein of 229 amino acids. Gene Ontology annotation, biological process: endosome transport via multivesicular body sorting pathway; protein transport; late endosome to vacuole transport. The record is from RefSeq and is a predicted model, not a curated record. Gene Ontology annotation, cellular component: ESCRT III complex; multivesicular body. The transcript has 6 exons. NCBI's taxonomy places the organism in Eukaryota, Metazoa, Arthropoda, Insecta, Lepidoptera, Sphingidae.
UUUACUUGACUUUUGAUUGACGUUUUACAUUUGUAAACUUUCGGGAAAUCUGGUCUAAUUUUUUACUAAACGUAAAAAGAAGAGCAUUGUUCAUAUAGCUGCAUUGAGAAAUAAUAUCAAGUGUUUUCCGUCCUUGUAGCCAAUAGAACUUUGUUUUAUCGUGUGAUUGCCCAUUGAAUUAACCUUGGCGACUUGUGAUGGUGAAUCAUCCUCAGAAAUAUCUGCAAUAAAUAUUUGAUUUGUUGAUAGUUAUUAAGGUUUAAGAAGUUUCAUAAACUAUAAUGAUGGAGUGGUUAUUCGGACACCGCAUGACCCCUGAUGAGAUGCUGCGCAAGAACCAGCGGGCUCUUAACAAGGCCAUGCGGGACCUCGACCGAGAACGCAUGAAGAUGGAACAGCAGGAGAAAAAAGUUAUUGCAGACAUAAAGAAACUGGCCAAAGAAGGACAGAUGGAUGCAGUAAAAAUAAUGGCAAAAGACCUGGUUCGGACGCGGCGGUAUGUGCGCAAGUUCAUGCUGAUGAAGGCGAAUAUCCAGGCAGUGUCGCUCAAGAUACAGACACUCAAGUCUCAGAGCACCAUGGCGCAGGCGAUGCGCGGCGUCACCAAAGCCAUGGCCACCAUGAACCGACAGCUUAACAUGCCCCAGAUACAGAAGAUAUUACAGGAAUUUGAAAAGCAAUCUGAAAUUAUGGACAUGAAAGAGGAGAUGAUGAAUGAUUCAAUUGAUGAGGCGAUGGAGGGAGACAAUGAUGAGGAAGAAAGUGACGCUGUCGUAUCACAAAUCCUGGACGAAUUAGGUCUACAACUGAAUGACCAGCUCUCUGGUCUACCGCAGGCGACUGGAUCGUUAUCAGUCGCAACAAAGACCCCAGCGGCUCCGACGGCGGUGGCGGGCGGGUCGGGCGGCGCGCCCAUCAGCGACGCCGACGCCGAGCUGCAGGCCCGCCUCGACAACCUGCGCCGGGAGUAGCACCUCCACCACUACACACGCUGUUUAGUACUGUCUGGUGUUGUUUGCCAGGAUCUGCGUUCGCACUCACUUUGUAUGUCUGAUCAUCAGCAUCCUAUGGUUGUUUGCUGUCAAGUUGUUACUUUUUAGGAUAUAUCAGAGUAUCGGCAAUUUGGUAUUUGAUGUUCUCUGUAACUUUCACAGAAUUUAAGCAACACUUUGGGAUGUUGCUGACAGGUAGUAUUUCUGGUUUAUUUACGGCUGAUAGCUCCUGUACAAAAUAUAGCUUAAUUCAUCCAGUUGACAAUAUUGCAUUAACCUAUAAAAACCAAUUAGUGCAGGGUCAAGUGGGGCAUGCUCACAAUAGUCUGACAAUCAGACAAUUGAAGAAAGUGUUUGAUGAGUUACUAUCAUUUUUAUUCCAAUAGUAGAUCAGAAUGAUAAGGGUACAUGCGUGAUAUUUAUUACAUACAUGCAGACAAUUUUUUACUAUGAAUAUAUAUUUGUGUUACUUAUAUUAUGGAAUAAACAAUAUAAGAAUUGAACAUAAAAUCAUUUCAUUAAAAUAUUUUAUAAUGUAUUAAUAUAAUAAUUCAUGUAAAAACUAAAAUACAAUCAACUUAUAUUACUCAUUUAUGUAAAAUAUAAAUUCUAUAAAAUAUUGUAACACUACCACUAAUUGGUCAAUAAUAGCAAUUUAUAAUUAUAGACCCCAAUUAUUUUACCAAAUCCGUACCCUAUACAUUUAUUUGUACACAAAGUUAUUAUAACAAAUGUUUUUUAUGAUUUAAGGAUGAAAGAUCUAGAAAAAGUUAGGUCAAUAUAUCAAAAAUGUGUGCACUAUUUGUAAAUAUUUAUACAAAAGAGUUAUUAUAAUAUGUUUAGCUUAUUGCUUAAGGGCGGUUUCACACUGAGUUAUAUUUGGAUGACAGUUAAAAACCCAUAGAAAGCAAUGAAAGGUGUUUAAAUAUUUCAAUUGUGUCCCAGAAGUUAUGGAUUGAGGUGCAAUUUAUGUUAUAAUUAUUGUAUUGUACAGAAGUGUUCAGUGUGACUCGGCCUUAAUAUACAUAACAUGUUGUUAAGUUACUACAGUAUGUGAGGCGAUACAUUCGCUUUGUACAUUUUAAUAAAUAUUUUUAUAUUAAAUGUU